Entelurus aequoreus (snake pipefish) is the source of this 1651-nucleotide messenger RNA. RefSeq names its product transmembrane p24 trafficking protein 2 (gene tmed2). Gene Ontology annotation, biological process: endoplasmic reticulum to Golgi vesicle-mediated transport; Golgi organization; intracellular protein transport. Bases 170 to 775 code for a protein of 201 amino acids. The record is from RefSeq and is a predicted model, not a curated record. The transcript has 4 exons. Gene Ontology annotation, cellular component: endoplasmic reticulum-Golgi intermediate compartment; Golgi apparatus; COPII-coated ER to Golgi transport vesicle. NCBI's taxonomy places the organism in Eukaryota, Metazoa, Chordata, Actinopteri, Syngnathiformes, Syngnathidae.
CUUGCCUUUUAAGCCGUACGUGGCAAACACACGGCCGCUGCGUUCGGAGCUUCUUCUGUCCUGCAACAAUUCACUCAUACAAACUCAACCACAGCCAGGAGCAACAUAACAAGGAUAUUGUUUUUUUUUUUUUAACUUCGUCGGGAUAUUUUUGUAAAAUAUACGAACAAUGUUUACUACGUCGGAGCUGGUUGUCUUGCUGGCCGUCCUAUCCGCCACGGCGUCCGGCUACUUCGUUAGCAUCGACGCCCAAGCCGACGAGUGCUUCUACGAGCGGGUCAACUCCGGUACUAAGAUGGGCCUCAUGUUUGAGGUGGCCGAAGGAGGCUUUUUGGAUAUCGACGUGGAGAUAACCGGACCCGAUGGUAAGCAGAUCUACAAGGGCGACCGGGAGUCCAGUGGCAAAUACUCGGUCGCGGCACAUAUGGACGGAACCUACAAGUUCUGCUUCAGCAACAAAAUGUCUACGAUGACACCCAAGAUUGUCAUGUUCACCAUUGACAUCGGAGAGGCACCCAAAGGCCAGGACAUGGAGACAGAAGCUCACCAAAAUAAGCUGGAGGAAAUGAUCAACGAGCUGGCCGUGGCCAUGACUGCCGUGAAGCAUGAGCAGGAGUACAUGGAGGUGCGCGAGAGGAUACACCGAGCAAUCAACGACAACACAAACAGCCGAGUGGUCCUGUGGUCCUUCUUUGAAGCCCUCGUCCUGGUUGCCAUGACGCUCGGACAGAUUUACUACCUGAAGAGAUUUUUUGAAGUGCGACGAGUGGUGUAGGGCGGUGGCGGUGUGAGCCCUCUACGUCCUCCUCUUGGUGUCCCUACGCCAAGACAGUUAUUUACAAUCUGCAAACGAGACUGGCAGUUUUCACUAUUUCUCAUUUGUAUGUACAUUUGGAAACAAAUGGCCACAAGAUUAUGGAGUGGAUGCAUUUUUUGUUGUUGUUGUUGGUUUUAACAGAUUUUUUGCUCCCUAAAUGAUUUUGACAAUUGCAUUCAGUAAAGCCUAAUCAAUCGUGAAAUAUCUGCUUGUACUGUUAAAUAAAAGCAGUCAAAUGGAAGUUGAUGGAGAUGACAUGUUAAAAUAGGCUUUGUGUCAGUUUGGGUGGGGUCAUGUGCUGGUGCUUUGCUCCAAACAGCACUUGUGUGUAGCAGCUACUUCGAAGGGUAACAUAUAAGGUCAAGUUGUGCAAAAGUUAAUUUAAAUUUGUGAGGAAUAUAAAGUGUAACCAAUGCGCCACAUGUUGGUGGGGGGGGGCUAUGACUGCUGUGUGCUUUAUGUUGCUGCUCAGUUAUUUUGUUGAGGGCUUUUAAAUUAUGCGAUUGUUUGAACUUUUGUUUUCCUGUUUUGGAACACUUUCAGUCAGACGCAACCUUUUUCUCAUUUUUAACAUCCAUUUCUUUUUUGCUCUUUGCGAAACGUCCAAGGCUGUCUCUUCAUUCGGGGUGGCUGCAUCCUGUGUGUUGCGUCUUACUGAAAGUUUCACUUUUGUAUUGAAAAAAAACCAACCUUUGCUGUUGCUUUGGCAGGAAAAUGACUCUGCACUCAAGUAUCUCCUUUUCUGAUUCUAACACACUGAAGAACCCAUCUGUACAAAUGUAGAAUGGUUGAAAAAAAAAGCCCCAGUUUUAAUAAAGAAAUUCUAUACAAUGA